Molecule: messenger RNA, 1731 nt
Organism: Aureobasidium namibiae CBS 147.97
Lineage: Eukaryota; Fungi; Ascomycota; Dothideomycetes; Dothideales; Saccotheciaceae
Product: C6 zinc finger domain protein
Exons: 1
Coding region: 1-1731 (576 amino acids)
Biological process (GO): positive regulation of transcription by RNA polymerase II
Cellular component (GO): nucleus
Molecular function (GO): DNA-binding transcription factor activity, RNA polymerase II-specific; zinc ion binding; transcription cis-regulatory region binding
Source: RefSeq, a predicted model, not a curated record
AUGCCCCGCAAACGAGUGAAUCCUCUGGAGCCCGCAAAGAAACGCAAAAGAAGUGGCUGCGACAGAUGCCGUGCUCGUAAGGUUCGCUGUGAUGAGCAGAAACCGACUUGCGGCCAAUGUCAUGCCAAGGGCUUUGACUGCUCAACGAGCAUCAAGCUCAAGUGGGAACAAGACUAUACCAGUGCUGGACGAGCAUUCGGGAGAACUGGCUUAUGGAGCAAGAACGCCGCUGAUAAAUCGAGCGCUUCUUCGCCAUGCAUCCAUGUUACCGAGGAUGAAGUGUCUUGGAUACAGAUUCCUUUGAUUUCUUCAUACAGCUUUAUCAACGCUACGGUAGGGAAUGUCGAACAGCUUACCACUCUGGAGAAUCUCGCACUGGAAGCCACACCAGCAUUGGAUGUCAUUCGCACCAACGAUCGCGACGACACUUCGAGUACUGCUUCUUUGUCGCCAUGGCUUUCUGCUAGACAACCCGUGUUCUUGCCUCGUCAACAUUCUAUACCAUCUGCACUGCCGAUGCUGCCCGAUCUUCCCAGCCCAAUGCACUCAAAUCUACUUUCGUAUUACCUGGAGAAGAUAUGUCCCCUUACCGUUCCAAGUUCCGUCAACAAAUCCCCUUUUGCCAAUCUGAUUCUUCCAUUCUCCAUGUCAUCUUCUCCCGCUGUCUUGGACGCACUGCUUGCUCUCGCAGCCUGUCACAGAUCGAAAAAGGAUAUCGCCUUUCGUUCGACUUCGUUGAGACUAGGAGACAAUGUUCUGCGCACUCUACGCGGAAGGCUCAGCACCGAAAAUCCUCUGAAGGUUGCCAUGGAUCCUGGAACAUUGGUCAUCAUGAUGAUUUUGUGUCAAUACGAGAUCAUCAACGAGUGUGAUAAACGCUGGGUUGUCCACUUGAAAGGAGCUCGAGAUCUGAUACGAGUUCGAAGGCAUGCUCAACUCAACCUCAUGGCUGGGCCGUCUUCCAAUGAGCUUGUCGAAUUUACUGAGAAGUAUUUCGCUUUUCAGGAUGUCAUCGGUCGAACUGCGUGUGGCGAGGAACCGAUCUUUGGCAGUGACUUUUGGACAUCACAAGGCGAAGACACUGAUGCCUGGCUUGGCUGCUCUGCUGGUCUUGUAUCAAUAUUGUGCGAGAUCACUGAACUUAGCCGCCAACAUCGAUCACAGCCAGGCGUAUGUCUUCUACCUGAGUUUCAAUUUCAGGCGGCAUCCUUGGAACGCCGGCUUUGCAGCCUGAGACAGAGGGUCUUUGAUGAAGAUGACAACCUACUUCAGUUGUCUGCCGAGCUGAAAAGGUUGGCAGCUGAGCUUUACUUGCAUUGUGCUCUCAACGGUGCAACUCCCGCGAUGCCUCUUGUUGUUGGUCAUGUACAGCAGAUUCUUCGUCUUGUCUCUGUCUUACUCGAGCAUGGAGUGCUUGCAGGCCUGAGCUGGCCUCUUUUUGUCGCAGCUGUUGAACUCGACCCCAUGGAGGAUUUCGAAUGGGCCGAAAAGCAAGAUCUACCCGAUGAGGUGCCAAACUAUGCUCGACCCUUUGUUUUGUAUGCCUUGGACAGUCUCGGAAGAUCGAAUGCUAUUGCCAACAUAGUCAAAACGAGAUCUGUCAUUGAGAGAGUAUGGCUGAACAGGAGUUAUGAUGAUUUCUCUAGCACACAAGCCGAAGGCCUCGACAAAGGCCAGAACGACUGGGAGCGCUAUAUCGCUCCCUUGUGUGGUGGCUUGAGUCUUGCUUGA